Molecule: messenger RNA, 1694 nt
Organism: Mycotypha africana
Lineage: Eukaryota; Fungi; Mucoromycota; Mucoromycetes; Mucorales; Mycotyphaceae
Product: major facilitator superfamily domain-containing protein
Exons: 11
Coding region: 161-1594 (477 amino acids)
Biological process (GO): transmembrane transport
Molecular function (GO): transmembrane transporter activity
Source: RefSeq, a predicted model, not a curated record
AAAAUUAGAUAUGCAGCAGAGUAUGCGUUUACAUUAGAAAACAUGGUUUUCAGCCAGCUUUGAAGGUUUAUUUACGCUCUUCCUUUUUGUAGCUGAAACCAAAAGCCAACGAAUAGAUCAAGAGUAUCAACAGUUUGAAUCUACUGAGGCGCGAUCAUCAAUGACUACCCUUCCCCAAUCUAUAACUCAUAAGAAAGACAAUGUUGUUGAAAUUGAGUCCCUUAACCUCGAAGAGGUUGAAGCAGGAAAGCUCUCUGCAACCCCUAACCUAGCAUAUGAUUACAAAACUGAUCCGAAUCAUCCUUGGAAUUGGCCUAGAAGGAAAAAGAGUUUAAUUUUAUUACUAGUUGGCACGAAUGCAUUCAUGGGAUAUUUUUCUUCUGCUGUUUACAUUCCUGCAUCACAUGAUAUCAUGCUAUACUUCAACACCAAUCUGACGGUUAUUAAUGCAACAAUUGCUCUAUUCUUAUUGAUGAUUGCUAUAGCUCCACUUUUUUGGGCACCGUUCAGCGAACGAAUUGGUCGACGAUGGAUCUAUAUUACGUCCAUGUUAUUUUUUGCUAUAUGUUCUGCUAUUGUUGGUAUUUCUCGGAAUUUAGGUUUGUUCUUUGCAUUUCGUUUGAUCCAAGGCAUUUUCGUUUGUGCAGGCCAGGCACUAGGAGGAGGAACAGUAUCGGAUAUCUUUGAGCCUCACGAACGUGGUAAAGCAAUGAGUAUUUAUAUACUAAGUACUAUUUUGGGACCUUCUGUUGCUCCCAUGAUCGGAGGCUACGUUGACCAGUAUUUAGGAUGGCGUUGGAUCUUUUACCUGAAAGCAAUUAUAGGUGGUGUUAUUGUCAUUUUGAAUGUUUGUUUUCUCAAAGAAACCUUAUACGCUAUCCCUAAUUCAUCCUGCGAAAAGGCUGCCCCCACUAAUCGUUUGCAAAGUCUUCAAUUCAAUCCAUUUACCAGCCUUCAGUUACUUUUAAAAAAAGAGGUUGCUCUUGUGUGUUUACCUACCAGCGUUGCUUUUGGUUGGUUCUAUUUUCAGGUUACAAUUCUUCCAACGACGUACAGCAGUAUCUACCAUUUCUCUACCGGCACAAUUGGACUUUGUUAUUUAGCGGGCGGUAUUGGCAAUACAACAGGCUCUAUUUUAUCUGGCUUGUUAUCUGAUAAACUGUAUACACGAGCCUGCAAAAGAAACGGUGGAGUUGCUGUAAAAGAAUUCCGACUACGGCCAAUAUAUUUUGGAAUUCCCGCUUUGGUGGCUGGCAGUAUCUUAUACGGUUGGUUCCUACACAUUUCUGUGCACUGGAUAGGUCCACUGUUCGGAUACCUAAUGGUUACUUUCGGAAUCAUGUACACAGUUACUGUUGUAAAUACCUACCUUGCCGACUCUUUUGCUACCAAAGCUGCUUCAAUUGUUUCUGUCAAUAACUUUACAAGAAAUGUUUGCGGUAUGAUAUUCUCGUUAACCGCUGUUCAAAUUCGUGACUCUUUAGGAGAUGGAUGGGCGUACACAGUAAUGGGCCUAAUGUCUCUAGUUAUUUAUAUGAUUUCUAUACCAAUAGUAGAGAGGUUUGGGGCACGUUGGAGAAACUCUAUUGCAUGAAAACUUAUCUAAGAUCUUCUCGAGCUUGCAUUUACUGUAUAGCUUAUAUUUAUACUCAUUUAAUACCCUUAUUUUACAAACAAUCCAAUAAAAAUGCUCA